AGUGGGGAAGGCUGAGCCCAGAGCUACCUGUGCAGGUAUGCAUGGGGGUGUGGCCUGGCCUGCCACUCACCGGCCAGGUAGCAGGGCACACCUGUUACCAGGUGACACUGGGGCUGGGGCCACGUCUCCCCACCCAGACAUGUUGUGGGUCCAAGCUGCAUAGGGUUGGUGUGAGGAUAGGUUCUUGCAUGCCAGUUCCAGACUCUCCUGCACCAUGAGCCUUCUGGACAAUGGACUUGAGCUGCCCAAGCCGAGUGCAAGGGACAUCUACGAACAGAGGAAGAAGUACUCCAACAUGAUCAUGGCUGAUGUGUCCCAGUAUACUGUCAAUCACCUGGUGACGCUCUCCCUGGGGGAGACUGAGGACCUGCGCACAGUGGAGGACGCUGUGCGGAAGCUGGGGGAGAUGGACACCCAGGGCCACCUCUGGGCCCAGGAGAUGCUUCUGCAGGUCACCAGCUCCACCAUCAAGCUCUCUGAUGUUGACUCCAAGGAUGAGAUGGAGAACUAUGGCCUGGCGACGGUGCUGUGCUGCGAGACGGUGCUGGUUCCACGCCGGCCCCGCUCCUUGCUGUUGCUUGUCUUCCAGGAGCCCCAUCAGCCCAAGCCCCACAUCCACUUCUUCCAGUGCGACCAGAUUGGGGCAGAGUUCCUUCGAGAAGACAUCAACAGUGCCCUGAUGGACUUCAAAUCAGGGGGCAACACUCAGAGGAAAGAGGUGCUCAGAACCAACCAGGAGGAGAUGAGGCAGCAGCAGGCGGCUCGCAGCCCCCACCCACCCGGCCCCAGGAAGGUGAUGAUUGCCCCCUCAGCAGCCCUGUCCCUGCAGGAGAGUCUGAGAGGAGCAGCUAACUCCUCUGAGCCCUCCCAUCUGACCUUCCUGCGGGCUGAGCAGGACAUGGAGCUGUUGAACCGGGUCUUUGAUGACAUCGAGUCUUUCAUGGCCAAGCUGCAGAAAUCGGCUGAGGCCUUUCGGAUCCUGAAUCAACGCCGGCGCUCACCCCGGGGGCAGCACCGCCAGCAGCCGGGGGAGGGGCUACUGACCCUCCGGGCACGCCCCCCCUCCCUGGAGGAGUUUGCGGAUGUCCUGGCCAAGAUGAAGUAUUCCUUCAGCCUGCUGGCAAGACUGCAUUCAGACAUCAUGAACCCCAACUCAGAGGAGCUUGUCCACUUCCUCUUUGGGCCCCUGAGGACGGUGGUGGCGGCCUCAGGGGGGCCGCUCUUCGCCAGCGAGAUCUGCUCCCCCAUGCUAACCCUGGAGGCCGUGACCCUGCUGCGUGGCUGCCUGAGACCUGAGGAACUCGAGCUGUGGCAUUUGCUGGGGGAGAACUGGACUCAGCCCCGGGUGGACUUCCCACAGGGCCAUGCUGCCACCUACACCCCGACCUUCUGGAGUGGUUGGGAGCUGCCAAGCCGAGACCCCUCUGGACAGCCCUGGGAGGACCCUGUGGAGACACAGCACCGGCAUGAGAAGCGCCGGGCACAGCAGUCGGCACCGUCCAUCGAGGCCAAUGGCCACAGGCACUCUGGAGAUGGCAAGUUUGUGAGCUGUGUGUACGAAUUUGUGGCCAGGAACAGCAGUGAGCUGUCAGUGCUGCAGGGGGAGCUCCUGGAGGUCCUAGAAGACUCCAAGAAGUGGUGGAAGGUCCAGAACCGUUAUGGCCAGACGGGCUAUGUCCCCUACAACAUCCUGGCUCCAGCACCGGGACCCGGCUCCCCUGGUGCCCACAACUACAAUGGUGUUGCCCCAGCCAAUGGGAACAGCAGCGCUGGCUCCAGCUCCGGCCAGGGCAUCUCUAGGUCCCUGAAAUCCCCUCCCCAGCUGGCUCCCAAGGCCAAGGUCCCAGCCCUGCACCAGGCCAGGUGGGACAGCACGGAGGGACUCGCUGUGGACCCUAGUGAGAAAGACUGGCUCAGCCAGCUGAACAGUGUGAACGAGGAGCUGCUGCAGCGUUUGGCCAACGGGCGCUCGGGCCCCGCCAAACCCCUGCACGUCCCGCGGACCCCGGACACCUCCGUGCCCCUGGGCUAUGACUCGGACCCAGCUCAAGUCCAGGCCUGGCUGCAGGCCAAAGGCUUCAGCCCCCAGACGGUGAGUGCCCUGGGGGUGCUGAAUGGCUCACAGCUCUUCUCCCUGCACAAAAAUGAGUUCAAGGCUGUGAGCCCUGAAGAAGGAGCCAGAGUCUACAGCCAAGUCACUGUGCACCACGCCAUGUUGGAGGACUCCAGGAAGAUCUCCGAGCUGGAAGCUGUGAUGGAAAGACAGAAGAAGAAAGUGAACAGCGAGACAGAAGUAUCCAGCCUGUGAAGAAGCCAACAGCAACACCUCUGCCCUCCAUUGGUACCAUGCAGCUGGGAGCAUAGGCCACUGGCCCGCUGUGCCUGAUGUGACUGCCACCCUGGCCUCCAGAACCAGCCCCACCCCACAAUUGUACCUCCCUGGAUGGACUCCCCCUGCAAGUACAUGCCUCCCUAGGAGGAGGUGGUUGCUGUCAGCUGCACCUGGACUCCCCCACACCCACAGGGGUGGUUCCCAGCACUUACUUGCUUUCCCAAGGUUUCUACCUCCUGGUAUAUAUAUAUUUUUUACUCCAAUAUUUAUUUUAUAAGGGCAGGGGGCAAGCUUUAAAAUGUGGGGUUCCCCUCUCUUGUCUCCUUCAAUGGUAUAUGAACCUUUUACUCCCCCACUUCCUCCACAGUUGUACAGCCCUGACCCCUGCAUUAAUGGGCCACCCUCUAAUUUCCAUCCCGCCCCCCUGGGGAUGCAGUGCCCUUUCCAGCCCCUGGAGGAGGGCAGCACCACCCCUGGGGACCUGCAAUACCAGCUCUGAGCACUGGGAGGCAGCACUCCAGCCACGUGCAUCCCCUUCCCACCAUCAGAGAGUAGCACCCUGUCUGGGAUGUGGUCUCUGGCUACUGGGGGGGCAGCAAUUCCAAUGUAAUUCCCUAUAGCUUCCCCUCCAUAGAGGAUCCUAUGCAGCCUGGCCAAAAGUGGGGGUGGGGGUGGUAUUUGCUUGCAAUGCCAGCUCUGGCCACCGGAAGGGGAGCAAACUGUGAGAGCAGCAGUGAUUUCAGGUUGUGUAACUUGUUCCAUUCUCAUCCCUCUUUUUUCAUUCCUCCCUCUCUGCCCAAUGUUAAGUGUUCAGGCUGAAAUUUUCCCAUGUUCCUUCUCUGCUGAGGGACGAGCUUUUAGGGAAGGUUCUGUGGAAGAUCAGUUCAUUGAAAGCGAAGCUGGUGGGAGGGAAAUUGCAAAGCAGUUGUUGCCCUUCCAGGCACCUUGGACAUGAGCUGAUGUUGCUGUUCCCUGUGGGCUGUGUUCCCUUUUGGUUUUGCCUUGUGUGAAUGAACCCUGAAAAAGAGGGAAACACUGUGGGAGUGGCAGGUGUUACUCCCUUUUGUGGCCCCUGUGCAAGUGCAAUAUCUGUGGUGGGUAAUUUAAAUCAUGUAGAGGAUGAGAUUAGGCAAAGGUGUGGGAUGAAUUAAAGCAUUAUGCAUCAGA
Alligator sinensis (Chinese alligator) is the source of this 3499-nucleotide messenger RNA. It is a transcript of the gene EPS8L1, whose product is annotated as EPS8 like 1. The record is from RefSeq and is a predicted model, not a curated record. The transcript has 21 exons. Gene Ontology annotation, cellular component: vesicle; ruffle membrane; plasma membrane. Gene Ontology annotation, biological process: Rho protein signal transduction; regulation of Rho protein signal transduction; positive regulation of ruffle assembly. NCBI's taxonomy places the organism in Eukaryota, Metazoa, Chordata, Crocodylia, Alligatoridae. Gene Ontology annotation, molecular function: actin binding. The coding region runs from base 215 to 2308 and encodes 697 amino acids.